CCUGCCCUUCCCCACGUGGAUCCCGGGUCGCGCGCUCCUGGGAGCGAUCCGGCGGCGGAUCCGCGGGCGUCCCCGCGCGGCGCCCCGCGCCAGCCCGGCAUGAACCGCUACCUGGUGCCGGUGUCCAUGCUGGGCACGGCGGUGGGCGGCGCCGUGCUGCUCCGGGACUAUGUCGCGGGCGGGGCCUGUCCCAGCAAGGCCACCCUUCAGGGCAAGACUGUCAUCGUGACGGGCGCCAACACGGGCAUCGGGAGGGAGACCGCCUUGGAGCUGGCCAGGAGAGGAGGCAACAUCAUCCUGGCCUGUCGCGACAUGGAGAAGUGCGAGGCGGCGGCUAAGGCCAUUCGUGGGGAGACCCUGAACCACCGCGUCAACGCCCGGCACCUGGACUUGGCCUCGCUGAAGUCCGUCCGAGAGUUUGCAAAGAAGAUCAUUGAAGAGGAAGAGAAAGUGCACGUGCUGAUCAACAACGCGGCCGUGAUGCGCUGCCCACACUGGACCACGGAGGACGGCUUCGAGAUGCAGCUCGGCGUGAACCACCUGGGUCACUUUCUCCUGACGAACUUACUGCUGGACAAGCUGAAGGCCUCGGCCCCUUCGCGGAUCAUCAACCUCUCGUCCUUGGCCCACGUGGCUGGGCACAUAGACUUUGAGGACCUGAACUGGGAGAAGAGGACGUAUAACACCAAGGCGGCCUACUGCCAGAGUAAGCUGGCCAUCGUCCUCUUCACCAGGGAGCUGAGCCGGAGGCUGCAAGGCACAGGCGUGACGGUGAACGCGCUGCACCCCGGCGUGGCCCGGACAGAGCUGGGCAGGCACACGGGCAUGCACAGCUCGGCCUUCUCCAGCUUCACGCUCGGGCCCAUCUUCUGGCUGCUGGUCAAGAGCCCCCAGCUGGCGGCCCAGACCAGCACCUACCUGGCCGUGUCCGAGGAACUGGAGGGCGUUUCGGGGAAGUACUUCGAUGGACUCAGAGAGAAGGCCCCGGCCCCCGAGGCUGAGGAUGACGAGGUGGCCCGGCGGCUCUGGGCUGAAAGCGCCCGUCUGGUGGGCCUGAAGGGGUCCUAGGGGGUCCCCUGCGUGGGGCCAGCCCUUCCCCCAAAGCACCUGGGAGCAGGUGUGAAAACCAUCAUCAGGAUGGAGCCGCAAGAAGACCAAGGCUGGCUGCCAUGCCCACGCCACCCUCUAGGUGGCAGCAUCGGCCAAGCCUUCAAAGGAAGGACCCUGCCUGCCUGCCACGCCCGCAGCCGCCGCUAGAUGGCAGCAUUGACCAAGGAAUGCUGGCUGCCAUGCUCACACCGCCCUCUAGGUGGCAGCAUCGGCCUUUCCACGCUCCCUCUCUCUCCUGGCGGCGGGGGACUGGGCUGCAGGUGCGCACCUGAGCCAGGUGCUGCCGCAGGUGAGCCAGGCCAUCAGCUGCUUCCCCUGGGAACUGCUGGGGAAGGAGCCAGCGCCCUCCCACGUGGGCCACGGUGCGGGGCAAGGUGUCUGCUAGACACGAUCGAGUUCAUGGCUCACCCAUGGUUCUCCUCUCUGAGCCUCAGUUUCCCCAACUGGAAAGUGUGCAGAAUCCCAGGACUACCUCCCAGGAUGGCCUGCUGAGCUUUUCUUGCCAGGGAGAGGUUCCUGAGGGUCUUUGUGUGCCAGAGCCUGGCCGGGUGUGGGGGAAAGAGGGGUAGUAGUGUAUGUGUGGGGGGGCUGUACCCCGAGACCAGGCCGACACACACCUGGCCCAUUAUCCCCGAGUGACGCCCCCGCGGACAGGUGAGCAACGCACCAGCUGCUGCUGCUCAGGGCCCAGGACGCCCGGGGUCACGACCUUCCCUUGCCCUGUGGACUCACAGACUUGCUCUUUAAUAAAUAAUGAUAAGAAUCUA
Molecule: messenger RNA, 1877 nt
Organism: Myotis lucifugus (little brown bat)
Lineage: Eukaryota; Metazoa; Chordata; Mammalia; Chiroptera; Vespertilionidae
Gene: RDH13
Product: retinol dehydrogenase 13
Exons: 7
Coding region: 100-1068 (322 amino acids)
Molecular function (GO): oxidoreductase activity
Source: RefSeq, a predicted model, not a curated record